Molecule: messenger RNA, 1909 nt
Organism: Oryctolagus cuniculus (rabbit)
Lineage: Eukaryota; Metazoa; Chordata; Mammalia; Lagomorpha; Leporidae
Source: RefSeq, a predicted model, not a curated record
ACAGAUUCAACCCAAUUAUAAAGGGAAAAAAGAUGUGUCCUCAGUCACUGAGGGCUGCAGAGGGUGGCAACCACUGGAGAACGGAGAUGCAGCAGGAAGAAGUGGCAAGUAUGAGUUCUAAGUCAAAAUCCAUAGGGAUCAUUGGAGCCCCUUUCUCCAAGGGACAGCCACGAGGAGGGGUGGAAGAAGGUCCUACAGUAUUGAGAAAGGCUGGUCUGCUUGAGAAACUUAAAGAACAAGAGCAUGACGUGACAGACUAUGGAGACCUGUCCUUUGCUGAUGUCCCUAAUGACAGCCCCUUUCAUAUUGUGAAGAACCCACGGGCGGUGGGAAGAGCCAACGAGCAGCUGGCUGGUGCAGUGGCAGAAAUCAAGAAGAACGGGAGGAUCAGCCUGGUGCUGGGCGGGGACCACAGCUUGGCGAUUGGAAGCAUCUCUGGCCAUGCCAGUGUCUGCCCCGACCUGGCUGUCAUUUGGGUGGAUGCUCAUACUGAUAUCAACACUCCACUGACAACCACAAGUGGGAACUUGCAUGGACAACCUGUGUCUUUCCUCCUGAAGGAACUGAAAGGAAAGAUCCCUGAUGUACCAGGAUUCUCCUGGGUGACUCCCUGCAUAUCUGCCAAGGAUAUUGUCUAUAUUGGCUUGAGAGAUGUAGACCCUGGGGAACACUACAUUGUGAAAACUCUGGGUAUUAAAUACUUUUCAAUGACUGAAGUGGACAAACUGGGAAUUGGCAAGGUGAUGGAAGAAACGUUGUGCUAUCUACUAGGAAGAAAGAAAAGGCCAAUUCAUCUGAGUUUUGAUGUUGAUGGACUAGACCCAUCUUUCACACCAGCUACUGGCACACCAGUUGCGGGAGGUCUGUCUUACAGAGAAGGCAUCUACAUCACAGAAGCAAUUCAUAAGACAGGACUACUCUCAGGAUUAGAUAUAAUGGAAGUAAACCCAUCUCUGGGGAAAACACCAGAAGAAGUAACUCGAACGGUGAACACAGCAGUAGCACUAACCUUGGCUUCUUUUGGAGUUGCUCGGGAGGGCAAUCACAAGCCAAUUGACUACCUUCACCCACCUAAAUAAAUAUGGAGCAUUAUCUAAAAAUUUCACAGCUAAUGCUGUAAUUAGCAAAUCUAUAACUUACUUAAGCUUACAGUUAUCUGCCCAAAGACUUGUUCUUCCAGAAAAAUGUUUUUCCAAUUAGUAUAAACUCUACCAAUUCCCUCUUGUUGCAAAACUCAAACUCAAGAAUUGGAAAUUAAAACUUCUGUGAAAUUGGCCGGCGCCGCGGCUCACUAGGCUAAUCCUCCGCCUAGCGGCGCCGGCACACCAGGUUCUAGUCCCGGUUGGGGCACCGGAUUCUGUCCCGGUUGCCCCUCUUCCAGGCCAGCUCUCUGCUGUGGCCAGGGAGUGCAGUUAUAGAUGGCCCAGUUGCUUGGGCCCUGCACCCCAUGGGAGACCAGGAAAAGCACCUGGCUCCUGGCUCCUGCCAUCGGAUCAGCGCGGUGCGCCAGCCGCAGCGCACCGGCCGCGGCGGCCAUUGGAAGGUGAACCAACGGCAAAGGAAGACCUUUCUCUCUGUCUCUCUCUCACUGUCCACUCUGCCUGUCAAAAAAUAAAAUAAUAAAAUAAAAUAAAGGCAAAUGAGAAGUAAAAAAAAAAAAAAAAAAAAAAAACUUCUGUGAAAUUGGAAAAGAUUUUCUCAUUAAAAAAAGACAUAUACUUAGAAGCAGCACACAUUGACUCCCAAUUAAAAAUGUGCUGGUGUGCAAAUAUUCACCCAUUAUAAUCCCCCAAACAUAGAGUAGACUCCUGAUAUCAGAAAACAAAGUUACCUCAUCUGGAAAGACAGUACAUGUCCAUGUUAUCUGAAAUAUGUGAUUCCUUUUGUAAUAAACUCUUUAUAAAGAAAA